Molecule: messenger RNA, 309 nt
Organism: Parastagonospora nodorum SN15
Lineage: Eukaryota; Fungi; Ascomycota; Dothideomycetes; Pleosporales; Phaeosphaeriaceae
Exons: 2
Coding region: 1-309 (102 amino acids)
Source: RefSeq, a predicted model, not a curated record
AUGGGGACGCCGAAACAACCUACGCCAGAGCCACUGACGCCGAAGAGGACUGUUGUUGCGGACAGCGAGGAUGAAGAUGAAGACGAAGAAGACGAGGAGAUGUUAUUCGGCGCCGCACAGCCAGCUCCUCUACCAGUCCCACAAACCGAACCACCAAAACAACCUCCAUCCCGCCACGAACCAAAAGAAAAUCCACACGCAGGCAAACUCAAGUUCAUCCUCCUCUCCUCCCUCACCCAAGUCCUCACCCCCCUCCUCAAAAAAGACUCCAUCCGAGCCCCCACCGACGCCCUCGAUUUUCACAAGUAA